Messenger RNA from Scomber japonicus (chub mackerel), 1530 nucleotides. RefSeq names its product putative ferric-chelate reductase 1. Gene Ontology annotation, molecular function: oxidoreductase activity, acting on metal ions. The transcript has 13 exons. The coding region runs from base 1 to 1530 and encodes 509 amino acids. The record is from RefSeq and is a predicted model, not a curated record. Lineage: Eukaryota; Metazoa; Chordata; Actinopteri; Scombriformes; Scombridae.
AUGUCCCCCGCCUCCCCUGAGUGGAAACUAAAUUUUGCUGCUAUGGACCAUGUUGUGUUGCUGCUGCUGCUGCUGCUGCUGCUGUGCGUUGCUCCAGUGGUUCAGUGCUACAGCUCGGGCCUCGUUACGACGAGCUGUGCUGACCUGCGACCCCACCACAAUAAUCUGAGCCCACAGGCAGGCCCUGCACCCUUCACCAUCACAACGGAGCGCAGCAGCUACAGGCUUGGAGAGGAGGUCACAGUCAAGAUUCAGGCUCCAAGCUCCAAACCAUUCUUUGGUUUCCUAUUACAGGCCAGACAGGUUGGGCUGGAGUCUCCUGUGGGCUACUUUACUCUGACAACAAUGGCUUCUCAAAUACUCACCUGCAGCCAGAAGCCUAAUAUCUCCAAAUCGGGCUGUGGUGUCACCAAAGUGUGUAUCAGUCAGCCUUUAAACUGUGACCCUGCAGUCAGUGUCAACUGUUAUUUCAUGUCAGCCAGCAUAACUCCCAAUGACACAGCCGCCCACUAUGAGAUAACAGGUCCUUCAGAUGGAUACAUCUCUUUUGGAUUCUCAGAUGAUCAGAGGAUGGGAAAUGAUGACAUUUAUAUUUGUGGCAUAGGCAGUAAUGGCCUGGUGCAGUUGCAGCAUGCCAUUUCAACUGGAAAAACAGCUCCACAAAUUCUUCCUCUGGGGAAUGUUUCUGAUGUAGUAGCAUCAGUGCACGGCAUGGUUAUCAGCUGUUCCUUCACCUCAAUGAAUCCAAUUUCUACUCAAAGGACAUCUGGCUUUAACAUGGCCUACUAUCUCAUGUAUGCCUAUGGACCCAGCAGCAAUGGACUAAUCCAGUUCCAUGCAGAUACCUUCAUCAGCUCUGACAAGAUUGAUAUUUCCAGACCUCAGCUUGUCACAAUAGGAGUAUGGCCUCCUAUUAUCAAAGCACAUGGAUCACUGAUGCUGAUAGCCUGGAUGACCACAGGAUCACUGGGAAUGAUGGUAGCCAGGUAUCUAAAAGGAUUGGCCAAGGGACAGAACCUGUGGGGCAAAGAUGUCUGGUUUCUGGUCCAUGUUGCACUGAUGAGUUUGACAGUAGUAGCUACAGCCAUUGCCUUCAUCCUCUCCUUUUCAUAUGCCAAGGACUGGUCUGGGGGUGCCCACCCUGUUUUAGGCUGCCUGGUUAUGGUCAUGUCUUUCCUCCAGCCCAUACUGGCUCUGCUGCGCUGUGGCCCACAACAUGCAAUGAGGUUUCUGUUCAACUGGACUCAUGCUUUGAAUGCAGUGGUAAUAAAGACUUUAGCUGUGGCAGCCAUAUGCACAGGCCUGAUGUUGAUUGACAGCACUCCAGAACAAUGGCUGAUAAAAGUGAUGGGUGGUUUUAUUGGCUGGGAAGCUUUCUUCUGCAUCCUGUUGGAGAUCCACUUAAAGUGGACGGUCAAUACAACAGGUAAAUACCCUUUUAAUUCUGAUUUUGUCCUGCUGCUGGCUUUGUUCUUCGUGGGAAAUCUGGCCUUUUUGGUGGCAUUGUUGGUUGGAAUUAGAAUUUCAUAA